Messenger RNA from Gossypium arboreum, 1717 nucleotides. RefSeq names its product casbene synthase, chloroplastic-like. The transcript is spliced from 4 exons. Lineage: Eukaryota; Viridiplantae; Streptophyta; Magnoliopsida; Malvales; Malvaceae. The coding region runs from base 505 to 1632 and encodes 375 amino acids. The record is from RefSeq and is a predicted model, not a curated record. Gene Ontology annotation, molecular function: magnesium ion binding; terpene synthase activity.
UUGUCAAUCUAUCAAAUAAUAGUUAUCAGCAAUGUUUUUGCUUAGAUCGACCAAGUUUUGCAGGGCUAAGAAAUUGCAAUCUCGACGUGUAUGGAGGAAAUUAACAUCUGUGAUCAUGUUGCGGAAAAUCAAGUUGUUAAAUUUAUAUAUGUUAUGGCUUAAGUUUAAACAAUACGAGGCGUCUCUGGUAUUGGCAUAGGAGCCCAAGAGAGGAAGGCAGUGCAAGUGUGCAAGCUGAUUAGUUAAUUAGUAUUUGGUGAUUAUACUGGACAUAUAGCUGAUAACUCCAGACCAUUCGGUUUGAUUCUUUUCCCUUUUUAAUUAUUGAUGAUUUACGAUACAAAUUAAUUAUUAUAAAAAUGGAAGCAUCACAUUGAUUUCCUAUUUCCAAAAUAUAUUUUCCACUCCAAGAAAGAAUACUCUUAGCUUUUUAUAAAUAGCCUCAUCAGCUACUUAUCCCUCGUCAACUUUACAUUCAGUUCUGUUGUGUAAUAAGCAAUAGAAAUGGCAGUCCAAGUCCAAGUCCAAGGCAGUGUUUUGGGCAACACCAACAUCCUCCUUUGCCUCUCUAAGGCUCCCUCUCCACCAUUCCCAAUGCUUAUUCCCCUACGCCUGCACAAGGCCAAGAGGUGCUGCUUUGUUGCAGCUCAUUCCACAAGCUCCACAAAGGCUGAGCCAUUAAGCAGUAACCAUCGAGAAAGUGGUCGUCCGUUGGUCAACUUUCCCCCAGACAUAUGGGGUGAUCGUUUCCUUACUCUUUCCUUUGAUAUCUCGGAACUUGAUCGGUGCUCAACACAAGUUGAAGUGUUGAAAGAAACGGUGAAAGAUAUGUUAAUGGCUUCUACAACUGAUCCUUUACAAAAUAUUCUUUUGAUAAAUUGCUUAUGUCGCCUAGGAGUUUCCCAUCACUUCGAGAUCGAAAUAGAGCAACAAUUAACUCACUGUUUUGAUACAUUAAGCCAACUCAUUCAUAAUAGUGAUAAUAAUUUGCACGAUAUCGCGAUUAUGUUUCAAGUUUUCAGAUCUCAUGGUUAUAAUAUAUCUUCAAAUAUUUUCAACAAGUUCAAGGAUGGGGAUGGUGAGUUCAAAAUUAGUGAUACAAAAGGGAUGAUAAGUUUAUACGAAGCUUCCCAAUUUAGAAUAAAUGGCGAACUCAUUCUUGAUGAAGCUUGUACUUUCACAACAUCGCAAUUGAAAUCUAUGGUGAGCCAAACAAGUACACACUAUGCCCAAUACAUCGAAAAUGCCCUCUAUUGUCCCUACCAAAGAGGGGUUCCAAGACUAGAAGCAAGGCAAUAUAUAUGUUUUUACGAAAAAGAUGAUGAUGAAGCAAGGAAUGAGACAUUACUAAAGUUUGCCAAGCAUGAUUUCAACCGGAUCCAAAUGAUGCUUCAACAGGAACUAAGCAACCUUUGUAGUGAGUGGAAAGAAGAAAAUAUGGAAUCAAGGCUUCCAUAUGCAAGAAAUAGAAUCGUGGAGUGCUUUUUCUCGGCAAUAGCGAUUUAUUUUGAACCAUGUUAUGCACGUGCUUGCAACAUAUAUGCUAAACUACUAACUUUAGUACUCAUUGAUGAUACUUAUGAUGCGUAUAAUACCUAUGAAGAACUCCAAUAUUUCACCGAUGUAAUCUAAAGGUUUAAUUUAUUUUUAAAAUUACUCUACUGUAUAUAAAUUCUUAUUAAUAUUCUAAUAAAUUAUGAUUAAAAUUAAUUGGUGG